AAUCCUAGGCGGCGUAUCCUUGCUAUUACCUCAUCGCAGGCCUCGCUCUCGCCAGCCCCAGUCUUUCCAGGGGCGUGGUGGCGAGCUGUUCUCGCGACUUUUGUUUUCCCCUUCGGCUGUGUUACUCCUGUCGCGAGACUUCCUGCUCUUCUGCCGCUCCCUUUGCCUUAGUCGGGGACUCGGACCUAGCUUCUCUCCUAUCCGUCUCCACCGGCCCCGGCUCCACCGAGGCUCGGGUUCCCCAGCCCCGCCUCGCCGCCGCCAUGGCGGACCCUAAAUACGCCGACCUUCCCGGCAUUGCCAGGAACGAACCUGAUGUUUAUGAAACCAGCGACCUACCUGAGGAUGAUCAAGCAGAGUUUGAUGCGGAGCUGGAAGAGCUGACCAGCACAAGUGUGGAGCACAUCAUUGUCAAUCCUAAUGCUGCCUAUGACAAGUUCAAGGACAAGAGAGUUGGGACAAAGGGACUCGAUUUCUCAGAUCGCAUUGGAAAAACCAAGAGGACAGGAUAUGAAUCUGGAGAAUAUGAGAUGCUUGGAGAGGGUCUGGGAGUGAAAGAGACACCUCAACAAAAGUACCAGCGACUACUGCAUGAGGUCCAAGAGCUAACAACUGAAGUUGAGAAAAUCAAGACGACAGUGAAGGAGUCUGCCACUGAGGAAAAGCUGACCCCUGUGGUGCUGGCUAAACAGCUGGCAGCCCUAAAGCAGCAGCUGGUUGCUUCCCACCUGGAGAAGCUGCUGGGACCAGAUGCCACGAUCAACCUUACUGACCCUGAUGGAGCUCUGGCUAAGCGCCUACUGCUGCAGCUGGAAGCAACUAAGAACAGCAAAGGGAGUUCAGGGGGAAAGACCACAAGUGGGACCCCCCCAGGAAGCAGCCUUGUCACUUAUGAACUACAUUCUCGGCCUGAGCAGGACAAGUUCUCUCAAGCUGCCAAAGUUGCAGAACUUGAAAAGCGCCUGACAGAGCUGGAGACAACUCUACGCUGUGAUCAGGAUGCUCAGAAUCCCCUUUCAGCAGGUCUUCAGGGAACUUGUCUUAUGGAGACUGUAGAACUGUUGCAGGCAAAGGUGAGCGCCCUGGAUCUUGCAGUUUUGGACCAAGUGGAGGCUCGGCUACAGAGUGUCCUGGGAAAGGUGAAUGAGAUUGCCAAGCAUAAAGCCUCUGUGGAGGAUGCAGAUACACAGAGCAAGGUGCAUCAACUAUAUGAAACCAUCCAACGCUGGAGUCCCAUCGCCUCCACCCUUCCUGAGCUGGUGCAGAGACUUGUCACCAUCAAGCAGCUGCAUGAGCAAGCCAUGCAGUUUGGUCAGCUUCUGACACACUUGGAUACCACCCAACAGAUGAUUGCCAGUUCCCUCAAGGACAACACCACCCUCCUGACCCAGGUGCAGAAACCAUGCGUGAAAACCUGGCUACAGUUGAGGGGAACUUUGCCAGCAUUGAUGAGCGGAUGAAGAAGCUGGGAAAGUGAGCACCUUUGGGAGACAGAGAACAGGGGUAACCCUUGCUCCUGUGAACUCUGUUAAUGGCUUACAUAGGGUUUCUCCAUCAUUGUAACUCUCACAGCCCCAUCCCAUUUGACACUGGGGGCAAGGGUUCUUGCAUGUGGGGUUUCAUCCCUCCCCUUGAAUACAAGUGGUAGGUGGAGGAUAUUAGAUGUGGUCUCCCUCAGGCCAAGGGGAUGAGGACAUGACCUAGCCACAUGCCAGCUCAUGUCCAAAACUGCUUUGCCUGAUGUGGGGGAGAACUGUCCUCCAACACAGCUUCUGUGGCUGACUGUGAUACUGUACAACUAUUUCUGACCAUUAAAUGCUGUUAUACUCUGUGUGACCUCUGCUGUGUUUCCUGGGGAAGAAACAGAGCACUGAGACAGACAGACAUGUAAGAGUAUAAUAGGCAGUCCAAGCCAUCGUACAAGACAGGUUUCAGUUUAACCUGUUCUUACCAAAGAACUAAGUAAAAAAUGAGUACAGAGCCAGAACCAGAGUUUCAAAAUAUUCUCAUCUGUUAAAUUAAGAGUGUCUCCCAUAGAAAAGCAGUGGAGGCCCCACAGGGCAAGUACAAAACAGAAUUAAAACUCC
Molecule: messenger RNA, 2087 nt
Organism: Castor canadensis (American beaver)
Lineage: Eukaryota; Metazoa; Chordata; Mammalia; Rodentia; Castoridae
Source: RefSeq, a predicted model, not a curated record